This is a messenger RNA of Rattus norvegicus (Norway rat), 3006 nucleotides long. It is a transcript of the gene Nsun6, whose product is annotated as NOP2/Sun RNA methyltransferase 6. Gene Ontology annotation, molecular function: RNA binding; tRNA binding; tRNA (cytidine-N5)-methyltransferase activity. Gene Ontology annotation, cellular component: cytoplasm. Lineage: Eukaryota; Metazoa; Chordata; Mammalia; Rodentia; Muridae. Gene Ontology annotation, biological process: tRNA C5-cytosine methylation; tRNA modification; tRNA methylation. The record is from RefSeq and is a predicted model, not a curated record.
UCUUUUCUUUUCUUUUCUUUUUCUUUCUUUUUUUUUUUUUUUUUUUGAGGUCAUGGAAAGUUAUUACAAUGCCUGGAGCUCUGUUGUACUCCUUGAAAACCGUUUAUAACCACUGUGCUGAACUGUGGCAGUGUCUUAUGGAAUUUUCACCUAGUAAAGUCUUGGUAUGUCAUAGAAAGGAGCAAUUAUACGUAGUUUAAGUAUUCACACUUAAAAGAUUAAAAACAAACUAAACAAAAACCUUCUCUCUAGUUACCUAUGAGAUAUGGCCCAAAACAACAAGAAGCACAGAACAAACCAACAAGCAAACCAUAUGCCCCUCAGCAACGAAGACAGAACUGUUCAUAAUGUUCAAGUAUAAAACAACUGACUGACUUUGAUUAGUUAUUUUUAAACCCUUUUCACCUCAUUGCCAUCAGGAAAGGCUCUCUUGUGCUCUAAAGCACGUUAACUAGGAGCUUCAUGGCUAGGUGAAAACACUAUUCGGGGAUUUUAAGUUGUACCAGAGUACUCGCGGGUAUUUGCACAUUUAAAAACCAUGGGUAUUAGGGUAAGAGAGAUGGCUCAAUAGUUAAGGGCACUUGCAUAGUGCCCAGGUUCCAUUGUCAGCACCCAUAUGAUAGCUUACAACCAGAAUGUCAGUUCCAGGGCAUCAAACAGGCAAGCACGUGGUGCACGUGUAUGCAUGCAGACAAAACAUUCAUAUUCUUAACAUAAAUACGUCUUUGAAGUAAAAGUGUCCGAGGGAGGCCUCCGUCGCUACUUGCACUGAGGACAAUAAAUGGAAACCUCCCUGAUUCAGAUUAGUGAGGUAGCCAGCUCAAAUUAGCAUUCAAGAGGCUCGGAGAACCUGCUUCCACUAGGCAGGGAAGAAGCACCACCUUCAGGGGGCAGGACUGGAAGUGAUUGGCAGAUGCAGGGUGGGCAGCCGGCGCCGGAAGUGACGAAACGACUUUGGAAGUGACGAGGAAGCGACUUUGUGUUCCGAAGCUGGGGCGCGGUUUUGGAAAAUAGUGUGUGGGAGUGGACGUGCUGUUUUCCUAUCUGCACUUAGGUACACUUGUUACCAAGCCGCGUUUGGCGCAGUGUCGCAGUUCGGAGCUUUCUCACGGCAUCCCCGAGAAGGACAAACCUUGGGCCCCGCUCACUCCAGAACUCAACCCCGAAAGGCAUUCUUGUGCUCGUCCAUUGGCUGACAACGCUGUAAUUCGGAAAGAAAGAAAAAGACUGCUUUCCAACAUUUUCUUGGACAAUUACAGCAGAAAAAAAGAAUGUAUGUAUUUCCAAAGAUAUCUUUGAGACCUGAAGUUGAAAACUAUCUCAAAGAGAGCUUUUUGAACGAGGAGGUUGUGUCUGCUUCGAGCCAACAGGAAGCAGAAAGGAACUUUGAGACUCUGCUGCUUCGCCUGUCACACCCUCCGUUGUUCACGACUGUCAGAGUGAAUACGCAUUUAGGCUCAGUUGAGCAUGUCAGAGGUCUGCUGCUUGAAGAGCUUCAGAAGUUUGGUGGAUCCAGCAUUCCCGUUCUUCAGCAUCCAGCCCUCCCGGAUGUUCUACUCAUCCCCAUGACUGGACCAAGGAAGAAUAUAGAAAGACAACAGUGUGAAGUGAUUGUUGGUGCACAGUGUGGCAAUGCAGUAUUAAGAGGGGCCCAUGUCUAUGUUCCAGGAGUUGUAUCAGCUUCAAAGUUUAUGAAAGCUGGAGAUGUCGUUUCUGUGUAUUCUGAUAUUAAAGGGAAAUGUAAGAAAGGAGCCAAAGAGUUCGAUGGAACUAAAGUAUUUCUGGGAAACGGAAUUUCUGAACUAAGCCGCAAAGAUAUCUUCAAUGGGUUACCUGAUCUGAAGGGUAUAGGCAUAAGAAUGACAGAACCCAUAUAUCUCAGUCCCUCAUUUGACAAUGUUCUAUCUGGUUAUAUAUUUUUACAGAAUUUGCCAUCUACGGUUGUAGCUCAUGUUCUUGAUCCUCAACCUGGAGAGAAGAUUCUAGAUUUGUGUGCAGCACCAGGGGGCAAAACUACACACAUUGCAGCACUGAUGCGCGACCAGGGAGAAGUAAUAGCAUUGGACAAAAUACUGACUAAAGUGACAAAAUUAAAGCAGAAUGCUUCAUUAUUAGGACUGCAUUCUAUCCGGGCGUUUUGCUUUGAUGCAACAAAGGCUCUUAAGCUGGAGGUGAUGGACGGCGUAGACGGGGCACCUCCAUUCUUACCAGAAUCUUUUGACCGAAUUCUCCUUGACGCGCCCUGCAGUGGACUGGGACAGAGGCCAAAUAUGGCUUGCACUUGGACUUUGAAGGAAGUGACAUCCUAUCAGCCACUGCAGCGAAAACUCCUUAAUGUGGCGGUUCGACUCCUGAAGCCAGGGGGUGUGCUGGUCUACAGCACGUGCACAGUAACUCUGGCAGAAAACGAAGAGCAAGUCGCCUGGGCCCUCAGAACAUUCCCCUGCCUUCAACUUCAACCCCAGGAACCACAGAUCGGAGGAGAAGGGAUGCUGGGAGCUGGCCUGUCACUGGAGCAGCUGAAACAGCUGCAGCGCUUUGACCCGUGUGUUGUGCCUCUGGAGAGCAUGGACACGAACUCUCUUGGAGAUGCCAGAAGGGAAGACGUGAUUUGGCUAGCCAACAAGGAUUGUAUAGGCUUCUUUAUUGCAAAGUUUCUAAAAUGUCAAAGCACAGAAAGGAAGGUUUCUCGGAAAUGAAAAUCCUGAAUGCUGUCUGCGUGGUGCUGUUUCUUACACCAAAAUGUUGUCAAGCCAACGGAGUGAUGGCACGGUUGCUCAGGAAACAGGAUAUGCUAGCAGUUCCCCGGAUUAGAAGGGGCAGUGUGUAUAUGUGGCCCUGGGAAAGUGAGGGCUAGUAAAGCAAAAUCAGCCUCAUGUUUCCUGAAAGGGAAGGAGGAGUCGCCUGGGGUCUGGAGCACACUUUCAGCACUAACUCAUCAGUAUUAGUCUUUCUAAUGUGAAAAAAUAGUUUAAAAACAAAAGAAUAAACCUCUAAACCUUCCAA